Messenger RNA from Dothidotthia symphoricarpi CBS 119687, 384 nucleotides. RefSeq lists its product as uncharacterized. The transcript has a single exon. Bases 1 to 384 code for a protein of 127 amino acids. The record is from RefSeq and is a predicted model, not a curated record. NCBI's taxonomy places the organism in Eukaryota, Fungi, Ascomycota, Dothideomycetes, Pleosporales, Dothidotthiaceae.
AUGGGCCUUGCGCUUCCGCUGUGUUUCGCGGCGAGCAUGCUCACGUCUUGCUUGCGUGUGCUUGCACCUGGCUGCUGUCUUGUUCGCGUCUCAGACGCAGAGGAGGAUGCGACGUCAGCGCAUGCAGCUAACGCCAGCUUGGGCGUCAAAGCUUCUGAUCGUCAAGCCGACACGGCGUUCAUGGACAAGGCACGCUCUUCUGCAGAUCAGCCUCCUGGUUGGCUCGUAGCUCAAACUGACCUCCGACCACGAUAUACCCCGUGUUUCUCUCAUGUUGAAGACGGCCAGGCAUUUCCACUGCAGAAAGGAUUCGACGCCUCACAUUCUCCGCACGGCGCUGCGUCAUCUGGCGCUUUGUAUGUAAGCACCCGCCAGGCUGGUUAG